AGGAAUAGAAAUCAAAGUUUAUUAGAAAUGUCGUCAGUUUUACACAUGUGAAAAAUUUUGCAAAGAACUGUCAAUAUUAGUUUUUGUGAUGAACUUUACAUAACAAAUUUUUAAAAUUUUAACAAGAAUUGUUCUGUGUGAAUAUUUGUUACGAUAAGAAGUUAUCUGUGAAAUUGUGUUACCAAAGUAUCUUUCAUUCUCUGGCAAACGUCAUAAGAAGAUUUAGUACGAGAAUCGCCAAAUAAUUUAUUAUUAUGCUUCGUAUGAUGAAUUACUCAAGAAUAAAUCUUUCCAAAUGAAUUUAAUCAGUAUAAGUUUGGUCACUGGAAAUCCCUGGUAAUUCCCUAUGAUGGAUGGCAUUGGCGGCAGAAGAAGACUGGCUGCCAAGUCCUCGGCUGAAGACCAGGCCCUCGACCAAAUUGCAAAAGAGGCUGAGGAGAGGCUCCGCGUGAAGAGGCAGGCCAGGGCUGAGGCGCGGGAGAUCCGCAUGAGAGAGCUGGAGAAGCAACAGAAAGAACAGGAGGAGAAUGCCGACCGGCAGUUUGACAUGCUCGCCGAGCCGGUGGCCAGGACCGCGAGGACGAGCAUCAGCAGAUACAUGUCGAGCAGGAGGAGCUCGGAGGACUCCCUAGAGGACGGAGGCAGUCUCAGGGAAUUGAGGCACGAGCUCAGAGAGGUAGAGGACAAAUUUAGGAAAGCCAUGAUAACAAAUGCUCAACUGGAUAACGAAAAAGCCGCUCUAACCUAUCAAAUAGAACUACUUAAAGAUAAAUUACAAGAAUUGGAGGAAGAGCAGUCUCAGUUGAGAAGGGAGCAUAAGGAAAAGUGUAGGGAACACGAUCAGAUGAAGAGGUUAUGUACGAAGCUCAAGCACGACCUUGAAGUGACGAAAGCUGAGUUGGACGAACGGGAUAAGCUCAUAACGGAGCAUGGCUUGGUGAUAGUGUCCGAGGAAGCGGAAGAAACCAACGGUGAUAUUAGUAUGAAUAGUUUGGGUACUCCAAAAAAGUCAUUAGUGAAGGUAGAAAAUGCGAAGUUGUUAGAGAAUGCCGGCGAUGGCACAUUAGAUGUGAGACUCUCGAGGUUCAUCAAGGAGAAACGAGAUCUCGAGGACGAGAUAAACCAUCUAAAAUUAGAGUUAGAAGAAGAAAAAAGUAAAAAACGGAAAUCGCAUUCCGUCAGUAGUACCAACGGUCCGAUAGCGGACUACGACGCGGACGGAGAUGCGCAAAGGGAUGGAAGUAGCCUGUUGGCCGACUACAAAUUCAGGGCUCAGAAGGCCGAACAGGACGUUGCCACCCUUCAAGCGACAGUUGCCAGGUUGGAAAGUCAGGUGGUUCGAUAUAAGGCCGCGUCCGAAGCUUCCGAGAAGUUGGAGGAAACUUUGAAGGCCGAAAAGAGGAAGCUUCAAAGGGAGGCUCGAGACGCAAUUAAUAGAGCCGAAGAGUUGGAGACAUCGAAUCUGCACUUGCUCAAACGAUUGGAUAAAUUGAAGAACGCGAAGUCGACACUUUUGAAGGAACUCUGACAGAAGUAACUGAACUAUUGUGGGUUCCUUAAAGAGUAACACUGGAGACUUGUACAUUUGCAACAGGAAGAAUCAUAAACAGUUCAAUGAGCAAUCACGACUUGAGAUUAUCCCAUUCCAUUUGAAAAAUGUGCUUCAUCUAAUCCUAUCAAUUGAUUUUAUCGGCUUUCUUUGUUCUGAAGCGACGAUAGUAUUUUGGAUCGACGCGACAAUUAGAUUAUCCGAAGUCGAUGUGAGAGUAUCCUCAUUUCAGCAGAUCGUUCUGGAGAAAAAUUAGAUUUGGGUGAUACUAGUAGAAUUUCGAAGAAAUAGGAUAGGUUCAAACGUUAUUUAUGACUUGACUGCUUCGAGUAACUGUCACAUACUAAUAGUUCUUUCGAUGAAAAAAAAAACUAUCAAAUCCUACCAUUAUGAACUGUGAUAUUAAUUUAACAAUCAAAAGGUGGGGGUGUGAUGUCAGGUCAUAAUUUUAAUUCAAAUUGAAACUAACAAUACACCAUAUAGGAAGCUUUUUAUCGCAAUAGAAAGGUCGAUAUUGUAGUUUUGGAAGCAACUUAGGUGAUUUUCCUUGAGGAAAAUUUUAAUUCUCCCUCUUUCUCAACAGAACCUUAGGGUACAUUGAUGUCCUGAGGUUUUCAUACUUUUUUUUCUGGACUAACAUACUCAAACAAGAAAAAUUGGAUUCCAAUGUCAGAGAAAGUAAAACACAGAUUGUUUAAAACUUGCAUAGCUCUUCAUCAAUUGUAAAAAAGGUCCAUUAGUAACUAAGUGCCAUUUUAAAGUAUAUAUUCGUCAAAUUUUCACGAAACUAGUUGCUUCCAUGGAGAAAUAUACUCGUCAUUGUUUAUGAUAUAUUUUAAACUUUUUUUGUUUUCAGUUUUAUCUCGGCCUCUUGCAGUGUCUUAAAUUUUAUUAUACACCCAAGUUAUUUUUUUGUGUUUUAUGGAAUUUAUUUAUUAUUGUAAAAUACGAGUCCUUAUUUAUUGAAAAACUUUUUGUUAACUUUGUAAAUAUGUAAAGAAAUAAGGAAUUUUAAAGCCUCAGGUUGAAAAAAAGAUCUAGCGACGUCCGUACUAAUCGGAGAAGAUUAUCUCUGGUCAGGAAAUUGCAAAUCCGCUCAAAAACUGCAAAAUUUCGAUAUUCAUAAGAACAGAAGUAUGUAUUUAGCUGAGUAAUCAAUAAAUUAAUACAUUAAUAA
This is a messenger RNA of Coccinella septempunctata (seven-spotted ladybird), 2726 nucleotides long. Its product is annotated as leucine-rich repeat flightless-interacting protein 2. Lineage: Eukaryota; Metazoa; Arthropoda; Insecta; Coleoptera; Coccinellidae. Gene Ontology annotation, biological process: regulation of DNA-templated transcription. The transcript is spliced from 9 exons. The record is from RefSeq and is a predicted model, not a curated record. The coding region runs from base 347 to 1528 and encodes 393 amino acids.